GCUAAGAAAUAAGGAGCAGUGGGAAAAACCAGAGAGAUCACAUUCAUACCCAAAAUGGAUUUUCUGCUCAAUACCACCGUUGCAAUAAAUGAAAUUAACAUGAAUUGCUCAUCGACCCACUACCAAGGUUAUUAUUACCUCGGACCUUUGAUCCUGUCUGUUGUCAUGAUCAUUGAGAUGAUUGUGGGCCUGCCAGCAAACAUAGUAGCCUUGUGGAUUUUCUGUUUCCGCAUGAAAUGUUGGAAACCACAUACUCUCUUCCUCUUUAACCUGGUUCUAGCGGACUUUCUGCUUCUCAUCAGCGUGCCCUUCCGCAUCAACAACUACCUCAGAGGGGGCUACUGGGUGUUUGGACAGGUCUGGUGUCGCAUCAACCUCUUCAUGCUGGCUGUCAAUCGCUCUGCCAGUAUUGCAUUCAUGACAGCUGUGGCACUGAAUCGCUACUUUAAAGUGGUCCAUCCGCAUCACUACAUUAGCCAUAUGACUUUGACUCAGGCGGGUUGGCUCACAGGCCUGAUGUGGACUGUUGUGAUCACCCUUCGGAUUCCCCUGGUGGCCUACAACCUUCUCCAACAGCAAGGCAACGUCUCCCUGUGUCGUAGCUUCAACUCCUACAAUGUAACCCCUUCGGUGAUAAAGGUACACUACGUGGCCUUCACUGCAGAGUUCUUCCUGCCCUGGUUCUUGUUGCUAUUCUGCUCAGCAAAGAUUGCCUUCCACCUGCAUCAAAGGCGGAUGGACAGGCAGAAGAGUGUACGGAGGGCCAUGCGGGCAGUAUGGGUGAUUAGUUUGGUGUUCACCGUCUGCUUUAUGCCAAGUAUCCUCACAGGCUUGGGUGGGGUGUACAUCAAGUAUUUCCACCCCAGGGACUACACGUCUUACAGUCGGAUCACCCAGCUCUUUGAGAUGUGCGUCGGCUUCACCUACCUCAACAGUGCUUUGGACCCUGUCAUCUACACUUUCUCUAGUUCCAUGUUUCGUGAUGCCCUCAAAAGCUCACUCAGACACCUAAGCUUUGUGAAUAAGAAUGUCAGAUCAGCCAACAACCAUUAACAAAAAUAAUAAAAUAUCACAUCAAUUUAUAAUGGAUAAACUACUCCAGAACUAGGUCGUAGGUUCAACCGCCAUUGUUGAAGAGGCUUGAGGGUUAGGGUUAGGAUGCUGAACCACUCUGUAGGCAACCCAGAAGCAAAAUGGAGGCCAGGACAUCCCUACCAUUAUAAGGCGGUGCAACACCCAAGCCGUUUUGGACACCACCUAAGCCGAACAAAUGUAAAUUCAAUGUGAGCAUUUAAAUGACUUUCCUCGGAUCUAAUGAUUAUAGUUGGUCCCCGAGGACUUCUCUAGAAAGGUUUGUCUUUAAGAUUUUUGAGUGUUUUUAUUUUAUUUUUUAUUAUCUCCUCUAGCUUUUCCAAUGUUUUAGACACAGAUAUGAUAAUUAUAUUUGUCCAUGAUGUGGAAUUGCAUUUAUUUUAUUGAAUAAUGUUACACUUUCUUGAGGGAGGGCCCUAAGCCCUCCGCCAAAUAUGUGCACCUAAGUCUUCCACAAACAUAGGGAAACCACAGGCACGGCUUAAAUAUUUAAACUGCAGUAUAUGUAUUUAUAUUUUAGAUUGAUGACAGAUAUGCUGCAGGGAAGUGUGCUGAUAGGUACAGUUCUGUGUUUGCAAGUAUUGUCAGUCACUGCAUUUUUAGAGGAAGCUUUGCUGCUACUUCCAUAACAUCAGAAUAUAAUGUGACCAGUGGAGUUUGUGCAAAUGUUCAAUAUUUAUAUUAAAACUGUAUUGUAUGGAUAUCAAUGUCAAUAUAAGCAAUAAAAUGUUUGUUAAAUUGUU
Sander lucioperca (pikeperch) is the source of this 1835-nucleotide messenger RNA. RefSeq names its product hydroxycarboxylic acid receptor 2-like. Gene Ontology annotation, molecular function: G protein-coupled receptor activity. Lineage: Eukaryota; Metazoa; Chordata; Actinopteri; Perciformes; Percidae. Gene Ontology annotation, biological process: G protein-coupled receptor signaling pathway. The transcript has a single exon. The coding region runs from base 55 to 1053 and encodes 332 amino acids. The record is from RefSeq and is a predicted model, not a curated record. Gene Ontology annotation, cellular component: membrane.